GCCAAACAACUGAGGAGACCUAGCUACACCUCGGGUCAACUGCGACUGAUUAAUUAAGCUCAUGGCCGCUGUGCAUCGAAAACUUAUUUGAGCUUAAUUAAUCCAAAGAGUCAGAGAGUCAAGAGGACUUAAUUCAAGAAGGAGGGAAUCGACGCAAAGCAACGCAAACAUGAGUCGUAACUGGACUUACAGUCAGCGGCAGAGGUUAAUGUCUCAGCGCCAGAGUCAGGAGCAGCACAGGCAGCAGGAGACCAGGCGCGUGGACCGGGAGAGGCAGCUGCAGGCCAGUCUGCGGGACGAGGAGGGCUUCGAGAGGAGGAGAUACCUGCGACAGGUGCAGGAAGAACUCAAGGAGAGGCAAAUGGAGAGCGCUCUGCAGAAGGCAGAGGAGGAGAGAAUAAACAGAGAAAAGCAACUUGAACAAGAGGAGAGAAUGGCUAAAGAGCUGGCCCGCAUCAACUAUGAGACUCAAAGAGAAGAGAAAAUGAGGCAGUAUAUUAAAGAGAACAGCAUGGAGCUUCGAGAGUUGGAGUCAAAGCUGAAGUCUGCAUAUCUGAAUAAGGAAAGAGCUGCACAGAUUGCUGAGCAGGAGGCUAUGAGGUUUGAGACCAUGCGUGAGGAGGCAGACUUUGCUCGCAAGAUGAAGUGCGAACAUGAGCGAACAGCCGGUGAGCAGCAGAAGCUGGCACAGAAACGCCACGAGGAGCUUCUGCAGUAUCAGAGAGAGCUGGAGCAGCAGCUCAUUGAGAGGGAGCGCAAGAGACAAGAGGCAUACGAGGAGUUCCUCAAAGAGAAGCUUAUGGUUGAUGAGGUUAUCAGGAAGAUUUAUGAGGAGGAUCAGAUGGAGAGACAACUGAAACUGGAGAAGGUCAGAGCCACUCAGCAGCACAUUGAAGAAUUCAAGAGACAGCAGGGUGAGUGGAGACGCAUGGAGCAAGAAAAGAUGGAGGCCGAGAACAGACGCAUCAUGGAGUUUGCGCGCCAUCAAGAGCACAUGGAGGCGACUAGAACGGCCAAGAUGAGAGAGCAAGAAGAAGCAAAAGAGCAUCUUCAUAAAAUACUGUCUGACAAGAUUGAAGAGGAGAGGCAGAAGCGUGAAGAGAUGGAGCGAAUCCGUGAGGAGUUGUGCUUAGAAGAACAAGAAGAGGCGAACAGGCAGAGAGAUAUUGAAGAGAUGGAGAAGAAAAUCAAACAGAGGCUGAUGAUGCAGCGGACCCGCCAGGAGCAGAUGGCUUUCAAAGAGAUGCAGAGGCAGGCAGAGAAAGAGGAAGAGGAGGCCUUCAGGAAAAUGAUGAUGGCUAAGUUUGCAGAGGACGAUCGGAUAGAGCAGAUGAAUGCCCAGAAACGACGCAUGAAGCAGCUUGAGCACAAACGUGAGGUGGAGAAACUGAUAGAGGACAGAAGACGGCAGCAGGAGGCUGACAUGGAACUGGAGGCUAAAGAAAGAGCGACUGAGCAGGAGAGAGAGGCACUGCGUAGACGGAUAGUUGAAGAAGAGAGGCAGCGACUUCUUAAACGUCACGCAACAAAACUCCUAGGAUACCUUCCAAAGGGCUUGCUCCGUGAAGACGACCUGGAGCACUUUGACGAAGACUUCAGGAAAAACUUUAAGACACGUCAGGCUGAUAUCUUCUCUGAAGACGGCUGGGAAGGCGAUGAGUAAAUGUUUUCCCCUGAAAUUCUUUACUAUGCCACUAGAUGGAAGUUUAAGGUUACGGUGAACUACGUUUUGUGACCACAAAGUUCUUCAUUCCUCUGUAUUCAUGAUAACACUUGGUUACACUUCAGUAACAACAAAACGAUUUAGAGACAUCUUUUUAUUGGGACUGUGAUGAAUUAAAAUCUUUCCAGAAAAGCUC
This is a messenger RNA of Micropterus salmoides (largemouth bass), 1859 nucleotides long. RefSeq names its product meiosis-specific nuclear structural 1 (gene mns1). Gene Ontology annotation, biological process: cilium organization. Gene Ontology annotation, cellular component: motile cilium. The coding region runs from base 170 to 1663 and encodes 497 amino acids. The transcript is spliced from 10 exons. NCBI's taxonomy places the organism in Eukaryota, Metazoa, Chordata, Actinopteri, Centrarchiformes, Centrarchidae. The record is from RefSeq and is a predicted model, not a curated record.